Molecule: messenger RNA, 825 nt
Organism: Neoarthrinium moseri
Lineage: Eukaryota; Fungi; Ascomycota; Sordariomycetes; Amphisphaeriales; Apiosporaceae
Exons: 5
Coding region: 1-825 (274 amino acids)
Biological process (GO): signal transduction
Cellular component (GO): cytoplasm
Source: RefSeq, a predicted model, not a curated record
AUGGCUUCUGAGCGCGAAAGCAAGACUUUCCUCGCCCGCCUCUGCGAGCAGGCCGAGCGUUACGAUGAGAUGGUUACCUACAUGAAGGAGGUUGCCCACCUGGACGGUGAGCUCACCGUCGAUGAGCGCAACCUGCUGUCGGUCGCCUACAAGAACGUCGUCGGAACGAGACGUGCGUCGUGGCGCAUCAUCUCCUCCAUCGAGCAGAAGGAGGAGUCCAAGGGCUCGGACAAGCACGUCGGCACCAUCCGCGACUACCGCAACAAGAUCGAGCUCGAGCUCGAGAAGGUCUGCCAGGAUGUCCUCGACGUCCUCGAUGACAGCCUGAUCCCCAAGGCCAUCUCUGGCGAGUCCAAGGUCUUCUACCACAAGAUGAAGGGUGACUACCACCGUUACCUGGCCGAGUUCGCCUCCGGUGAGAAGCGUAAGGUUGCCGCUACUGCUGCGCACGAGGCCUACAAGAGCGCCACCGACGUCGCCCAGACCGAGCUCACCCCUACCCACCCCAUCCGCCUUGGUCUUGCCCUGAACUUCUCCGUCUUCUACUACGAGAUCCUCAACUCGCCCGACCGUGCUUGCCACCUGGCCAAGCAGGCUUUCGAUGAUGCCAUUGCUGAGCUCGACUCUCUGUCCGAGGAGUCGUACCGCGACAGCACCUUGAUCAUGCAGCUGCUGCGUGACAACCUGACCCUCUGGACCUCGAGCGACAACGCCGAGGGCGAGGGUGCCACCCAGGAGGCCCCCAAGGAGGACAAGCCCGCUGAGGAGGAGAAGAAGGAGGAGGCUGCUCCCGCCGCCGCCGCCGCCGCCGCUCCCGAGUCCUAA